Messenger RNA from Plectropomus leopardus (leopard coralgrouper), 5028 nucleotides. RefSeq names its product bromodomain containing 2a (gene brd2a). The record is from RefSeq and is a predicted model, not a curated record. Gene Ontology annotation, cellular component: chromatin; nucleus. Lineage: Eukaryota; Metazoa; Chordata; Actinopteri; Perciformes; Serranidae. Gene Ontology annotation, biological process: regulation of DNA-templated transcription; chromatin remodeling.
AAAAAAGUCUUGGAUAAUUUAACUUUUUUUUUGUUUUUGAACCGACAUUUUCUUCAUGUUUUCACAGCGUAAAGUUGUUAAACUAUAGUAGUAUUUAAUGUUGCAAGGAUCUGUUGUUACUUUUCAGCGUUUAUUUGAGUGACAUUGUGGGGAAUUUGUAACCUUGGUGUGGGGGAUGGGCGCCUAGUGGUUAGGUAACCAUUUUGUGUGGUUGUUGAAUUUGUAGAUAAUGUCGGUCGCUUUAAAAUAUCUUGCAAAAAGCUACUUUUUUGUGAUUGUGUUUUAAAGUUUUGGUUUGAGCCGUUUUGUAAACUUACAAAACUAGGGCGUGGCAUUUACAAUUUCGAACCUAUGAUUAGUUUUCGUUUCGAUUUUUUAAUAUUGUAAUUUUGAUAAUAGUCAGUGUGAUCGUCUUAUUAAUUUGAUUUAGUUAAAACAGCAUUUACUUUGAGUAAAAGUAGUAUUAAGGUCAACGAGGGAAAACUGCUGUGUCAUUCAGUGGACAGUUGGUAGUCUUUAUGACUCAGUCUGGGUGUGGUCUUUUUUAUAUUAUUCGUAUGACUAAAUAGACUUUAGCCUUCUCGUUACACAUACUUUUGGUAUUGUAAAUUUGGGCGUUAAAGUACUUCUUUGGUGUUUGAUCUAUGGAGGCCUUGUUUGUCUUUGUGCACCCAAGUGGUGGCCUUUUUUCCUGCAGAAGAUAAUCUCCGAUUAUCGCAGUUGUGUUUGUACGCGAAACAUAUAGUGUUUUGUGUGUUUUACUUGAUGUUUUCGCUCACAUUUUGUUAAUAUUUACGUUAUAAUAGUCUGUGUCAUUGUGCUUAAAGAUGGCGGCUGUGUGCUUCUUCUCAAAGACAGAAAUGCGGAUAUUCUGGUAAGCGGAGGUCUCGUGGGGAGAGGCUCUUGAGGGGCGCGUGUGACCUGGUGGAAGAACCAAUAGGCUUCUUGGUAUUUACCCUGGAAGCCCGCGUUACAACCUUUUUGACCAAUCCGCGCCGUCGCUUUGCACACGUUGACGUAAUGUAACACGAGAAGGAGGAGGGUGGUUUUGGUCGCCCUCGCUUUUUGUGCAGGAUUAAAUGGAGGAGCCAGUUACAGAAAGCGUUUCUGUAUUACUGAAUAGGCUCGGCCAAUAGUAUUGUGCAAUUUCCGUGACGGACAGCGAAAACAUGCGAAUAGGUUGGCCCGAAAGUUUGUCAGUGAAGUCUCAGUAUCUAGGGGUGUGGUGACUUUGACGGACAUGUGAAGUAGCCAAUAGAAACUCAGAGGGCGUGGACAGUCUGAGGUAGUCUACCCAAUAGGGUGAGUGGGCUGUCUAUAAAAGAGCGGGUGUAGUCGCUCAGUCGCCAUUUCAACGAAGCAGAUUAAAGGAGUUCGCCGUGGCGGGGAGCGGAGAGAACUGACGAACAGAGACGGAUCCAGGUCUGAGUCUAGCUAAAAACAGAAUCCGGAUCCAUCCUGAUGGAUAUGGCUGUUAACCCGCUCCUUGACAGCUCCCUCGUCGGGGUUGACGUUGGCAUAAUGGGAGUCACAACGAUGGACCAGGGUUCUGCCACAGCUGGGAAACGUAUCAGAAAACCUUCACUGCUUUACGAGGGCUUUGAGAGUCCUGGGAUGCCCCCUCUCAGUCUUAUGGCCCCUUUGGGACCCCCACAGCCCCCGGUGAAAGACCCCAACCGACAGGGGAGGAUGACCAACCAACUUCAGUUUCUACAGAAAGUUCUGCUCAAAUCUUUGUGGAGACAUCACUUUGCCUGGCCCUUCCAUGAACCUGUAGAUGCGGUCAAGCUCAACCUACCUGACUAUCAUAAGAUCAUCAAAAAUCCCAUGGAUAUGGGCACCAUAAAGAAGAGACUAGAAAAUAACUACUACCGCAGUGCCAGUGAGUGCAUGCAGGACUUCAACACCAUGUUUACCAACUGCUACAUUUAUAACAAGCCUACAGAUGAUAUAGUACUGAUGGCUCAGUCUCUGGAGAAGGCUUUCCUGCAGAAAGUGGCUCAGAUGCCCCAGGAGGAACAAGAGCUGCCUCCUCCUCCUCCCCGAAUCAAACAAAGCAAAACUGGCAGGAAAGGCAGAGUCUCUGGAGGAGUGACAACAGCUCAUCAGGUCCCAGCUGUUUCCCAGUCAGCGUACUCACCUCCCACCCCAGAAACACCUGACUCCAUCCUCUCCACCCCCCCACAGACACACUUAACCAAGAGCCUGCCCCCCAUCCUUACAUCUGAGCAAAGCAUCCCUACCAUUACUGGUCUGCCUCCCACACAGCCCACCGCUAAGAAAAAAGGUGUGAAGAGGAAAGCAGACACAACCACCCCAACCACUGUCGCUAUGCCCAUCAUGAGCACCAUGGGCGUCAGCGGCAUCAGCCUGGGGAUGGGCGGUGGGCACGACUCCCCACUCACCCUCACUUCUCUGGGAGUGGACCACAACUCCAGCCUGGGGAUGAACCAAGGCCUUAGCCUCAGCCAGGGCAUGAACAUGGGGAUGGGUAUGGGCAUGGGGAUGGGGAUGGGAAUGGGGAUGGGUAUGGGGAUGGGCUGUGGACCAGUGAUGAUGAGCUCUAAAGCAGGAUCUGGGGGGAGGAGAGGAGUAAGUGGACGAGCCAUCAAGCCUCCCAAGAAGGACUUACCAGAUUCUAUGGCGCCGCCGCCGGUGCGCCGCAGCAAGCUGAGCCCCCAGCUGCGCUACUGCAGUGGGGUCCUGAAGGAGCUGCUGUCAAAGAAGCACGCAGCAUAUGCAUGGCCGUUCUACAAGCCUGUCGAUGCCUCGUCACUUGGUCUUCACGACUAUCACGACAUCAUUAAGCAGCCCAUGGACCUCAGCACCAUUAAGCGGAAGAUGGACAGCAGAGAGUAUCGCGACGCCCAGCAGUUUUCUGCUGAUGUUAGACUGAUGUUCUCAAACUGCUACAAGUAUAACCCCCCUGAUCAUGAUGUGGUGGGCAUGGCCAGAAAAUUGCAGGAUGUCUUUGAGUUCUGCUUUGCUAAGAUGCCAGACGAGCCUCCAGCACCCCCCAGCUCCUCAUCUUCGUCCUCCUCCUCUUCAUCGUCAUCUGAGAGUGAGCUCAGCAGCGAAAGUGAGGAGAGCGAGAGCAGCCCCAGCUCUGACUCAGAGGAGGAGAGGGCAAACCGGCUGGCAGAGCUGCAGGAACAGCUCAAAGCCGUACACGAGCAGCUCACUGCUCUCUCACAGGGCCCCAUCGUCAAACCCAAGAAAAAGAAAGAGAAGAAGGACAAGAAAAAGAAGAAAAAGGUUGAAAAAGAGAAGCAUCGGAAGAUAGAGGAAGAGAUAACACCUAUUAGACCACCCAAGACCCCCAAGAUCACAAAGACUCCAAAACCCAAGAGCAACCGAGGGACAACUGGUCCUGUAAUGCCGGUCAAGAAGGCACCAAGCAAGAAAAACAACAAGAGCAAAACCAAAAAGGGUGGCAUGACUUUUAGCAUGCCUCAUCCGGUUCACGAUCCCAUAGUGAGUCAUUUCGACUCGGACGAGGAGGAGGAGACGGCGCCCAUGUCAUACGAUGAAAAGCGUCAACUGAGCCUUGACAUCAACAAGCUGCCUGGUGAGAAGCUGGGCCGCGUUGUUUACAUCAUCCAGUCCCGUGAGCCCUCGCUCCGAGACACCAACCCAGAGGAGAUCGAAAUAGACUUUGAGACCCUGAAGCCAUCAACGCUGCGGGAGCUGGAGAGAUACGUCAUGACUUGUCUGAGGAAGAAACCUCGAAAGCCAUACGCAAGCAAAAACAACAUUGCUGGCAAGUCUCGGGAAGAGCUCGCUCUGGAGAAACAAAUGGAGCUGGAGAGACGACUGAUGGACGUCAGUGGACAGCUCAACUCUGGAAAGAAGCCCGCCAAGACCAAACCAGAGAAACCUGCAACGGAGCAGCACACCCAGCCAUCACGUCUCAGCGCCAGCAGCUCCUCCUCAGACUCCUCUUCGUCAUCCUCGUCAUCCUCAUCCUCAGACACAAGCGACUCAGACUCUGGCUGAGAGGCCGAGGGUUUCAGUAUGAAAGGGUCACGUGAGGGGACCCUGGGUGUUUUGCUGCCCACCAAGUGGACUGAACUGCAGUAGAGCUACUGACGAUGGAGCCGCGGGACGGAUCAGACGAGACCAGGCAGAACUGGUCCGACUCGACAAGUGUCAAACCAAGAAAGAGAGAGAGAGAUGGGGCUUCCUCUGCGCUCUGCUCACUCAUCCAACCCGGCCCUGGACACAGAACAGUAGAUGGAUAGAGACUCAUUGUGAAGUCCUGCCGUUCUCUGGAGAACUGGCCUCGCUGGGCAGAGCGAGGGAUGCUCCAUCUCCCGCAAAAAAAAAGAAGAGCGACGCAUGCGUUGGAGGGAUAAGGGUGCUAGAGCCAGAAUCUGUCUUAUUUCUGGAGAUAAUUUCCCUUCUUCUUGUGCUCCCUGUCUUUAUGCUGUAUAGAUAAGGUGUACAGUUAUAUAAAUAUCUAUUUUUCUUUUAUAAAGAAGCAUUUUAUGGAGCUAAUUUAUUCCCUCAUUCUGGGGAAGAUGAACUGGUGCGGGAGGAGUUGUGUUUUAGGUUUUGUUUAGUUUUUUUUUCUUGAGUGACAAAGAGGUUAGAGGGGAAACACGUGUGUAUGUGUGUGUGUUUGUGAGUGUAUGAAUGUGUCACGUAUGUGUUUGCACGUGCGAGUGUGAGAUCCUCAUAGUUUUGACGCAGGCGUUGAAAAUCAGUCUGCACGCAGAAGCACCUUGGUUCAGUAGAAUACAGAAUGCAUGCAAUACAGAGGAGCUGACAAACAUCCGCAUACUCAUGUACUACUUUACUGCAUCCUUGCGUACUCAUGUACUUGUUUGAAAGGGUUGGCCACUGUACAGAAAUGUGACAUAGUUACACGUCAGUUUAUACAUCCAUAUAUUUGUUCCCAUGUGUGCUGUCUUUUUUUUUUUCAUCCAUUUCAAUUUCUCUGUAAACAUGUUGCUUUUUUUCUUCUUGUGACCAAUCUGCUAAUAAAUUGUGAGGACGUGUCUUGUCCACUCACCCGUGCCCAAAUAA